Prunus armeniaca (apricot) is the source of this 201-nucleotide messenger RNA. Lineage: Eukaryota; Viridiplantae; Streptophyta; Magnoliopsida; Rosales; Rosaceae. The record is from the annotation of a GenBank genome assembly.
AUGGAGAGACUUACACGUGUCAAGAACAGGACUGAUCCGGUAAACUCCCACCAGUUACCGGUUAGCUCAAUUAUGGGGAUGAAGUUCAAACUUUAUAAACAGUUGGGGGGUUUAAGAAACAAGUUGGGUGGUUUUCAGGGGGUUUUUGGUGAUCAGACAGAACCCACUUUCAUAGGUGAGAAACUGAGGGGUCUUAUUUAG